Ceratitis capitata (Mediterranean fruit fly) is the source of this 994-nucleotide messenger RNA. Its product is annotated as ribosomal RNA processing protein 36 homolog. The record is from RefSeq and is a predicted model, not a curated record. NCBI's taxonomy places the organism in Eukaryota, Metazoa, Arthropoda, Insecta, Diptera, Tephritidae. Gene Ontology annotation, biological process: maturation of SSU-rRNA from tricistronic rRNA transcript (SSU-rRNA, 5.8S rRNA, LSU-rRNA). The coding region runs from base 185 to 916 and encodes 243 amino acids. The transcript is spliced from 3 exons. Gene Ontology annotation, cellular component: nucleolus; 90S preribosome.
AAUGAUAUGGAGUAUGCAAUGAACGAUAAAUUCUUAGUUAACUUUCUGACAUUUAUCAUCUUUAGUGUGUGAAAAAUGUGUUCAAUUUUUUGUAAAUAAAUAAUAUUCUAUCAUUCGCUGGAAGUGUGACUGGAAUUUGCAAACUAUCUAAUUUAUAUUUUUUUGGUAAUUUAUAUAGUUUGAGAUGGCUUCAUCUUCAGGUAGCGAUAGUGACGAUUCAGUUCAAACGGAAGAAGAAAGGGAUUCCAUUCGGGAGGAUCUCAGCAAAAUGAGUUUUGAAGAGAUCAUGAAAUUAAAAGAACAACUGGGAGCAAAGGUGUACAAAGAAGCAGUUUUGGGUGUUAACGAUGACUCGACUUCGAAAUCACACAGUAAAAAACCUGCUACAUUCAAACGAUUGAAUAAAAAUCGUCCUCGUGAAUUGUCUGCUAAAAGACAAGUUCCCUUUAUAUCUAUUGAACAGAAAAAAUCUAGUAAAACAGAGGAAAGAGUAGCCGAUCCUCGUUUUGACGGCAAUUGUGGAGAUUUUAAUGUGAAUCAUUUCAAGGAAAAUUAUAAAUUUCUCUCAAAAGUUCGACUGAAAGAUAUUACCCGUCUUCGUAAGCAAUUACGCGAAACGACCGACAACAAUGAAAGAAAAGCUCUACAAGUAGAAAUACAAAGAUUGGCUAACAAAAAUGUUGAAGAGAAAAAGUGGCACAUAAAGCAAAAUCAGCUUAAACGAGAGAAGUUAGAAGUCCAGCAAGCUAUACAAAAAGGACUACGGCCACAUUACGUAACGAAGAAGGAGCGUCGUGCUAAGGAAUUGGUUACACAAUUUGAGCAACUCAAAAAAUCUGGAAAACUAAGCAAACACUUGGAAAAACGACGAAAGAAAAAUGUUGCCAAGGACCGCAGACAGCUUGGUUUUGCAUAGGAUUAAAUUUAAUUUUCAAUUCUGAAUAUAUUUCAUUAAACAAAAUAAAUGUAUCUAUAAUUAAAACUCAGCCUGUUC